AUUAAGUGAUGGGUCUGCUCAGCAUCAUCCGAAAGAUCAGGAAAGAGAAGGAAAUGCGCAUCCUCAUGGUGGGAUUGGAUAAUUCCGGGAAGACGACCAUUGUGCUGAAGAUCAACGGAGAGGACACUAGCGUCAUUAGCCCCACUCUUGGCUUCAACAUCAAGACUAUUACCUACCAGAAGUAUACAUUAAAUAUCUGGGAUGUAGGGGGUCAGAAGACUAUAAGAUCAUAUUGGAGGAACUAUUUUGAGCAAACAGAUGGUCUGAUUUGGGUAGUCGAUAGUUCAGACCUUAGAAGGCUUGAUGAUUGCAAAAUGGAAUUGGAUAAUCUCUUGAAGGAGGAGAGAUUAUCCGGAGCAUCCUUACUUAUAUUUGCAAAUAAGCAGGAUAUUAAAGGUGCUCUCACGCCAGCAGAAAUUGCCAAGGUUCUGAACUUGGAAGCAAUGGAUAAAACCCGGCAUUGGGAAAUAGUGGGCUGUAGUGCUUACACAGGAGAGGGACUUCUUGAGGGAUUUGAUUGGUUGGUUCAGGACAUAGCUUCUCGAAUUUAUAUGCUUGAGUGACAUCUGUAUUAUAGGAAGUGUUAAAUGUAACCAGCCGGCAUUGAUCCAGAAAAUUCAUGCUGGUCAUGCAGUUUCUUUUUGCCUGAUUUUUUAAUCCUGGUUCCUUAUGGGAGAAACUGCUAGUGACUAGCUCAGGAAACCAAAUUCAGUGGGAUGUAUUUGUAGUGGCAGAGUUGAUUGUGCAAAGCUUUUGGAAUGAGAAAGUUCUGUUUUGAUGGGGGUCUGGUCUGCUAGAUCAGAAGGAAGAUCAAAAUUAGCAAGUCAAGUUUCAAUAUAUUGCUGUAAACUGUUUGAUUUAAGUCUGAUGAACUACUGGUGCAGAUGAUUGCUGUAAA
Molecule: messenger RNA, 898 nt
Organism: Eucalyptus grandis
Lineage: Eukaryota; Viridiplantae; Streptophyta; Magnoliopsida; Myrtales; Myrtaceae
Product: ADP-ribosylation factor-like protein 2
Biological process (GO): protein folding
Cellular component (GO): cytoplasm; microtubule cytoskeleton
Molecular function (GO): GTP binding; GTPase activity
Source: RefSeq, a predicted model, not a curated record